GAGGAUGUUGCGGGCUGAUGAAGAAGAGGACCAUCGUGGGAGGCUACGCCUUCACCUGGUGGUUCGUCACCGACGUUCAACGUCUGUCCUUGGAGGUAAUGACCUUGAACCCAGUCUGCGAGAGCGUGGAAACUGCCCAAGGUGUACCAUUGACCGUCACGGGGGUCGCGCAAUGCAAAAUCAUGAAGGCUGACGAGCUGCUGCACACUGCCAGCGAACAGUUUCUCGGCAAAAGCGUGCACGAGAUCAAAUCGACGAUCCUUUCUACCUUGGAGGGCCAUCUUCGAGCUAUAUUAGGCACCCUCUCCGUCGAAGAGAUCUACAAGGAUCGAGAUCAAUUUGCGACACUGGUGAGGGAGGUUGCGGCUCCAGACGUCGGCCGCAUGGGCAUCGAAAUUUUGUCAUUCACGAUAAAGGAUGUCUACGACAACGUUCAGUAUUUGGCAUCACUCGGCAAAGCGCAGACUGCGGCUGUUAAACGCGACGCCGACGUUGGCGUCGCCGAGGCGAACCGCGACGCCGGCAUUCGAGAAGCAGAGUGCGAGAAAGCAGCGAUGGACACGAAAUACAACACCGACACAAAGAUCGAAGACAACGCCAGACUCUUCCAGCUGCAGAAAGCGAACUUCGAUCAGGAAGUGAACACAGCGAAAGCUGAGGCUCAACUUGCCUACGAGCUUCAAGCAGCAAAGAUAAGGCAACGAAUACGAAACGAGGAGAUCCAAAUAAAAAUUGUUCAAAGGCGCAAGCAGAUUGAGGUGGAGGUGCAAGAGGUCCAACGAAAGGAACAUGAGCUCCAAAGCACUGUACGCUUACCAGCUGAGGCAGAGCAUUACAAAAUUGGCAGAGUGGCUGAAGGAAAAAGAACACAAACAGUGGAUGCUGCCCAAGCUGAGGCUGAGAGAAUUCGACUCAUUGGAGAAGCUGAAGCUCAGGCUCUGGAGGCAAUAGGAAUAUCGGAGGCAGAACGUAUGCGAAUGAAGGCUGCUGUGUACAAGAAGUAUGGAGAAGCAGCUAUUCUAAACAUUGCUCUGAACGCUUUACCGAAGAUUGCAGCAGAGGUAGCAGCGCCAUUGGCCAGAACGGAGGAAAUAGUUCUUCUUGGUGGAAACGAUACAACCAGUGGAGAAAUUACGCGCCUUGUGGGGCAAGUACCUCCAGCUGUACAAGCACUGACCGGUGUAGAUCUUUCAAAAGUGUUAGGAAAAAUACCGGGGGCAAAGUAAUGGCGGACAGAGUAAUAUAGAACAGUGACCAGGCGAUCAGACAUUCGGAAUCAGCUGAGGAAAGGAGCAAAACUUUCUACUGCCAAAGGUUUCUCUGCUAUUCUUUCAUCCACCGGUGACACUCCACCUUUUUCUCAUUCCCAAAUUACUCUACCUCAAACGUAGAUGAAAUCACGUUGAACACAACCGAUCAGAUCGGCCGUGUCUCCGCUACAAACGUGUUUAACGCAUUCAGGACACUGUGAUCAAUAGAUUCAUUGAACUAUCAUCGUAGAGAACCCGUCUUUGCUACUGCUGAAUGACUGUCUAACUAUUUUCUAGCUAAUUCUGCAACUCUCUAAGAUCCAAUAUAGCGUGGCCUGGCAAUAACUAUCUACUAUUUUGAACAAGCCAGUUGGCAAAUAUAGUAACCCCUGGUCUAUAGCGUUCGAGUCCAUUUUGACCCAAUGUUUCAUAAAUGUCAUCGUUAAAUUGCUAGUUAUUCAUUCAAAUACAAUAAGAAACUCUUCAAUGAUAUAAUUAACACGCUGGCAAUAUUGAAUUGUAACAGAGAAUUAAAUGAAAUCACUUGACGAUCUGAGCAAUUCAAAUUGAUUAUAAUGACUCGUACGCAAGGGAUUGUGGUCUCAUAUAUAAGCCAUGCUGGAGUCAGUGUGUUAAAAGUAUUGGUAAGCAAGAGUCGAAAUGGACCUGAACUCAGCUGCGCAACAGUCAGAAAUGUCUGUUUUUUAAGAGUUAAGAAUAUUUAGGGGUGAAACUGAAUUGUCCUGAGUGUAUUAACGUUGAUCACAUUACCAACGCUUCGUUCCUCGCGUUACACAUUGUCAUGAAACGCACAUUGCCCCGUCAAUCUCUGUCACCGCCGUGCAUAAUGUUCUCCAACGCGUUCCACUCUUGCGACUAUCAAGCCGAUUGACGAAGACUCUUCAAGGUGACAGCUUCAAUGUGCAAAAUUCUCUUCAUGCCCUCCAAGUUGACGCUUAGGACACAAUAACUUCUGUUCAGUAUCACUAUUGAAAGGUAAUACUGCACUGAAUAUGGAGGAUUAAACAAAUAGUUAACUAGAAAUCGGUGUUUUCGACUUUGCUGGUAACUAUAAGUCUUGUUGAUAUCGAAUCAUCGAUACAGUCGAGGAGAAGCAAGAAGAAUCUUCUGUAGUCUCAGUUUCUUGUCACGAUUGAGGUUUAACUCUGGAAGGCGGACCCUUUUUGGAGAUUAUGGAUGUCUAGGAUCAUCAAAGUCUUAUGAGAUUUUCUGGAUAUGAUCUACAAACAUAGUUUUAAAAGAAUGACUCGAGGAAACUCAUUAACGUUACUUUAAUAUUAAUGGAUUAAUACUCUGAGAUUAAACAAUGAUCUGAGAUUAUUAUGAUGACACGUUGAGAAGCUGUAUCUAAAUAGAUCUUUAAUGAUUCCAUUCCACUGCUUAUAAUCAAACAUCGACAUAUUAUGGGAUUCAUAAAUAUUGCUAGUAUUUUCUUGGUUCUUUUGAUUUUCUACACUUGGAUAGUGGCAUUAUAAGGUGUGCAAAUUAAUUUCAUACUUUUCUUAAAAGAAUUGAGUAGUGAACAUAUUACUGUUCAAAAUAUUAAUGUUGGUGCCUUCUCAACUAUAUGGAGCACUUAACAGCUUAAGAUUGGUACGGCAAAACUUACUAACUUUAAGUUGGCACUACAAGAUACAAUAAAUGUCAGAUAAAUCUUUCAACUUAAACUGUAGACAGUAUGAUACUUGCGAAACGAUAAAAAGAUAUUUUAAUUAAAACUGUAUCUUAUGAUUAGAACCACGAAACUCAUUGAAUGAUAGGAAGAUAUCCGAAUUUAACCUACAAAUUAAGGUUGGUACUACAAAAGUCGCUAUAUGGCAGGAAGAUUUUCGAAUUUAGAUCGAAGAUACAAUUACGCAUAUAUAUAGAUAAAAGUACAUAAUUAGUUUACACAUCUAAUAAUUUAUGAAAUAAAAACGAAGAAAAUACACGAAAUAAUGUCGAAAAAUCGAUACAAAUGGGAGAAGCUUUUGUACUUACAUUAAGUGAAUCUUUUAGGAAAAUCACAGACAAACCAAGUGAUUCAAAAGAUCACUUUGUAGGAAAAUUGAGCACAUAAUAAUACAGUUUCUUAACUGGUCUUCGACAACAUUUACACGAUGCUCGUUAAUUCAAGAACAAAAUUUGAAAGGAGAACAACAAUCUUAGACAUACAAAAUACUUCAAGGUCCACUCUCUCCGCUAACUUUCAACCGCUGGGUCAGAACAGACCCGAGGCCGCCUUUCAGAGUUUGAAUAAACCAAAGGCGCGAUCGCGGUGAUAACCAUCAGGUUCGCGAAGCGUUUUCGAACGAGCCUGAAGGAAGGUAAUCAACACGAGGAUAAUAUGGCGACCAGUAGCGGGAGGGACGCAAAAUUCAAGGAACUUGCGACGUAGCCAGGAAUCGAAUUAUAUAGGCGAAUGCAACAUUCGCGUAAAUCUAUUGUGAUUGAAAACUUUUGAUCAUUGUGUUCAUCAUAACAUAAGUAACUUAACAAAGAAAAGAAGAAAGGGAAGAGAUAGAGAGAAAGAGUGUGCGAAAGAGAGUGAGAAAGUGUAGAUGUUUGAACGGAAUAGGCGACGUGGAAGUCAACUGUCCGUAGUUGUUGUACAUACUCAUAGUAACGUGUGUAUAAUAGAAGCUGAAGGCUGAUUGCCUUGCUUGUUUAGAACGAUGAGCGACGAAUGAACAUGUUCUGAUAAUCAGUGUGGCACUCGUUUCGCUAAUUAUGGUUCUGGCUCGGAUCAGUCUAGAGAAUUUCACGAUGAUUAUUCGUUUAGGGACUUUGACAUCAAAUUUCUUCAAUCCGUUAGAACUUGAAGAAACAUGCACUUCUUCAUUAAAAAGUUUUGAUUAAUUGACAAUUUUUGUUAACGAACACAUCUUUUGUUUAGUUUUAUAUAUUUGUAGGUGUCAGAGAUGUGUAUAUGUAUUAGGCGAUUGUUCGAAUUUACUUGGAGGAAAAUUAUAAUAUCGACCUUAUUUGGAAUUGAUGAAUUUAAUGAAUAUUAUAAAAGUGGUCUUGAGAUUCUUUGUGUGUGGGAGCUGCUCCAAGAACAUAGGACGCGAAUGAGUGUCACCGGUCAUUCGUCGUGAUCGCGUCCGAAAUUCUCUCGUUUGACCACGCAUCGGAACCAACUCGCACCACCGACAAGUGUAUACUAAUUAUACCAAAACGGAGAAAGUGCCAAUUUGUAAAUACAGUGUCGUCUCGCCGCCAUAGCAAAAGACUAUGAUAUUUAAUAUUGCGUAACUAGCAUUCCGUUGUAUCGCACUUUACUAUUUUGUUCGCAAGUUGGCCGAUAAUGGUUCGGUGACUUCUUCACACGGAGAUUUUCGAACUUUCUUCCUCAGUUUCCGUUAAUUUUACGUCAGAGUAUUACCGAGCAGUUAUCUACCAGUCGUAUAUUUAACGCUUGAUGGUUUGGAGACUUUACUGUAAUUAGGGACUCUAUUAUUUCUCUAUCAAUUUUCAAAUUCUUCACGAAUUAUUGUUUUCAUUACACAAAAAGUAUACUGUUUUACUGUUUGUCCCAUAAGAGACCAGUAUUAAAACUAUAUUAUACUAAGCGAGAUUAGUAUAGUUUCGAUUCAUAUCUUUA
Molecule: messenger RNA, 4854 nt
Organism: Megalopta genalis
Lineage: Eukaryota; Metazoa; Arthropoda; Insecta; Hymenoptera; Halictidae
Source: RefSeq, a predicted model, not a curated record